UAUGGGACCUAGUAAACAUAGGUGUCGCUUCCCUCGUGUGGAACCGCUAUACUCUUUGUAAAGCGCCUCACUUCAUUUGAACAGAGAACGGUCUGGGACUUAUUGACAUUUUAACUGAAAAAGUACCCCCAGGAAAUGGAGUUUGUUUGAUAACAAUUUUGCAUCUUUACCAUAUUGGAUCUGGAUAAAGGAUUUAUUGGUCAAGUUGAGACGCUGACCUUCUAAUAUUUGGUCUGAAACUUCUAAGCCAUUCUCAAGUUGAUAUCUGAGCUUCUUGAUCACGAUGUCAUCUGACGACGAGCAGGUGUUCCCAAAUGUUAAUGGCGACCCCGAGACACCUCCGACAGCUGUCUCCAGGCCGAGCAAAGCAGCAGCUCAUCCUAAAUACUACGACAUGUUGGUAGAAGCUAUCAAGGCACUCGACGAGAAGAAAGGUGCUUCUGUGAUUGCCAUCAAGCACUGGAUCAUCCAGACCUAUCCUGAGCUCGAGCAGAGCAAUAAGAAUUUACUUCGAAUGGCUAUCAAACGUGGAGUCGACUCGGGAGCCAUUGUCCGACCCAAGAAAUCCGAAGCGAUGGGCGCCGCAUUGACAGGGCGAUACAAGCUUGGUAAGCCACCUAAGCCAGCAAAGAAAGCAGCUGAGAAGAAGAAGAAGGUGGAGAAGAAGAAAGCAGCAGCAGUGGGGAAGAAGAAGAUUGCCAAAUCUCCCACAGCUAAGAAAGAUCGAAAGGAGAGCGAUCACGACAUCUGAUAUGAAGAUGAUACCGAGGGAAGUGACCCCGAUGGCGGGAAAACUCCUCCGCCUUACAGGAAAAACCGCGCAAAAGAAGUAGUACCAGUGGAAAAGUCGAAGUCGAAGAAAGCAGUCGAAAACCGACCACGGUCUUCAAGUGCCAAUGCGACACCGAAGCCACGAGUGAGUAAAUCAAGAGCGAUAAUGCGACGAAGUAAAUCCCAAUCUCCUGCUCCAAGUAAGAUCAAGAAGGCAUUAAAGAGCAAAUCACCGGCGAAGAAACCGAUGUCCAAAUCACCGGCGAAGAAACCGAAGGCGAAAGCCGCAACGUCUAAGGCUUCACCAGCAGCUACCGGAAAGGCAAAGAAACCAGCUGCCAAGAAGAAGGACAAAACACCAACAAAGAAGCUGUGAAGACGACGAGAAAAAGAUAACCAAGUAAAGUGAUGCUUGAUUUGAUUUCUGCAAAAGACAGGACAACACAAAUAUUUAACAUCCUCUUUUUGAAACUCCUAUCGUAGUAUAUCCCUGAAUAUUUUUCGUUAUUUUUGAUGAUUCCCGAUCUAGAACUGCUGUUCAGUGCAACUGGAAAAAAAAUGAUUUACAUGCUCAUGGGUUGUACAGAGGUUCUUUGCUUUGCACACUUUCUACUGUUAGGGUUGUCGUUUGUGUGGGUAGUCGGUAAUGCAUACGGUUAGCCACCUUUUCACGACUAAUAAUCAUUUUUGAUCAUACUUGAUUUUCGUGGACUUUGAAACCUAAAUAAUAUACAAUUAUGGAAUAUAAGAAACGAAUAUUCAACUCUUUCGUACAGAUCCCAUUUGUCGUUUUAUCUUUAAUCAUGUAGCUUUGAAAGAAAAAUAAGUGAUAAAUAUUGAUUUCCGAUUCCUUUUAAGUUACAGUUUCCACAAUGGGGCUUAUUGUAAUGCAAAUGUGAGCGCAGAAGGGAAUUUUAUAAACAAACACAAAAUCAGUAUUAUCUACAGUUUUUCAUGCGCAUGACUUUGUCACCAAAUGAAGUAGGCCUUUUACGUUUUCCACACGUUUUUCAUACGUUUCCAUGUUGACGGUAUUAUAUAAUCUGGCAAGUUCAAGGUAUUUUAUUUUAAGGUCCAUAUUUCCUAUCGAAUAAUGUUAUUUUAAGAUGGUAUAUGAACAUGUGUUUAUAUCUAUCUUAUCGUUAACGUUAUUAGUAUUACACAACGUUUUGAUAGCCUAAAACAAAUUCUCAAGUUGUGUGUUAGGAUGCAGACCUUUCCCAUUGUCAGAAAGUAGAAAUGAAAUAUUUGUAGGACAUGGCAUAGCGUUGGGACUAUAGAGGGCAGACACUUCUGGACAAAAUGAGGGAAAGAAAUGUUUACGUCAGUAUUCCCCUCCUGCUGUACUUCUUCUCUCGUUCUAUCUCUCUUUAUAUUGUUAUCAUCUCUCGAUAUCAUUCUCUCUCUCUCUCUCUCUCUCUCCCUCUCUCCCUCUUUCUCUCUAUUUCUUUGCCUUUCGAUGGGGGCCACAUGCCCCCUCCCAGGUUCUACGUCACUGUUUGCAAAGACUGCUCUGAGAGUUUCAAUAUUAAGCGUAUUUUGUCUUGUCGAAUUGUCAUUUAUAUUACGAGUGUUCAAAUUUUUAACAAACCAUGUGGGAUGAUUUUUAAAAAUUGUGAUCGUUGCUCUCUGUUACAGUAAUAAAAUGUAUUUAGUUAUAAGUGUUUUUCUGUUUCUAGAACAUUUUGAUGUGGUGUUUAGUCAUUUCUAUAGAUUUUCAUUUAAUUGUGUUCUUUCUAGAUCGUUGUAAUAACUCUGUUUAUGCUGUUCAUUAAAUAUUUUCUUUCUUGCGUUACCGUA
This is a messenger RNA of Strongylocentrotus purpuratus (purple sea urchin), 2571 nucleotides long. RefSeq names its product histone H1.1. Gene Ontology annotation, molecular function: structural constituent of chromatin; DNA binding. The record is from RefSeq and is a predicted model, not a curated record. Gene Ontology annotation, biological process: nucleosome assembly. Gene Ontology annotation, cellular component: nucleosome. NCBI's taxonomy places the organism in Eukaryota, Metazoa, Echinodermata, Echinoidea, Camarodonta, Strongylocentrotidae.